Molecule: messenger RNA, 3774 nt
Organism: Daphnia carinata
Lineage: Eukaryota; Metazoa; Arthropoda; Branchiopoda; Diplostraca; Daphniidae
Product: golgin subfamily A member 6B-like
Exons: 2
Coding region: 964-2484 (506 amino acids)
Source: RefSeq, a predicted model, not a curated record
AGGAAAAUUGCAGUGAUCAUCACAAGCAUUUUCUCUUAGCGUUCACCAGGUUUCUAUUGCACUUAAAGCCUCAACGAGGUUUCAAUUAUUAGGAGACCCUUUUGCGCCAGUGUGAGACAUAAAACUUCGUUUCACAGCGAAAUUGCUUGGAGAAAAUUUUUGGGGGGCCUCACGAUAUUGAGCACAUUCGAAAAAACCCAAGUUUUCGUUCUACGAUUUCAUUACCGUGGACAAAUGUUUGUUUACGUUCCAUGUGAAGCGACAAACUGGUAAGGUCUGCUUGGUUAGUGGAAUCUCUUUUCUCAUCCAGAACUAAUGUGGUAGAGUUUUAAAAGUAAGGCACAAUAAUUUAAAAAGAAAAAAUGAGUUAACUAGAUUUGGAACGCUCGGAAAAUGUGAUGAGGCUAACUCCUCAUCCAGUGCAGCGAGCUGUCAAUCACCGGCACCCCUACCACGCACGGCAACGAGGCACCCAAGCAUCUACUUACCACCCACGACGUUUCCAAGGAAGUCUACAGCCACGUAGGCAGCCACGUCCACACCUUGAGUCGCAACUCACGAUCCCGCGUUAUCUAUAAAAGACGCGCCCACGGUUGCGACGUCAAGGAGUAACACCACCGUAACUUAUACAAGUGCUUUAUUGUAUCGUGCUGUGCCAGGAGUUAAUACAUUCUUGUUAAACGAUUAUGUGCAUUAUUUAAUAUCAACUUAACAUUAUGCACACUACAUUUGGUGAACGUGUCCAGUUUUGAACUUCGUUCAAAAGAUUAACAGCCCGGAAACCCUGCAGAACAGAGAACACCAUCCGUUCGAGAUAUUGCAGACGGUCAGCAGACGUCUAAACUCCCCGCGAUAGAGUUUUCCAACCCGGAACCCUGAAGAGCAACAAGCACAAACCAUCCGAGACAUCGCAGACGGUCGUCAGACGUCUACACUCCCCGCGAUAAAGGGCAAGUCAUUUAAAUGUCAUCUGACAAUUUAACGGUAGAUUUAUACAAACCGACAGCCCCAGAAGAUGAGUCAUUAGCUGUGAAAGAGCGUCCUAUUAGAAAGAGUUUGGUUGACACCAGACGGUCAACACAGAAAGUUUACCCUACAUUAAACACUGAGAUUUCAGAAGUUCGGAUAGUUCCCAUAAAACGGACUAGAAGUGCAGAGGAAAGUCCAAAAGAAAGUGACGAAGAGAAACAGUUAACUAAGUAUCACUUAAACGAAAAUCUACCCAGCAAAAAGAAGAACAGGCUGCUAGAAGAAAGAAAUUUUUUGAAAACAGCUUUAUUAGGGAUUCAUCAAUCAAUUAAGCAAUACAAAUUAGAAUUAGAAUCAACAAAGGAUAAGUUAGCAACAAAACACUUAAAAACAAGGUUAAAAGAAAAGGAUUUAGAGUACAAACUAAUUACAGAAAAACUAGUGGCAGCAGAAACAAAGAUCCAAGAACUUGAAAAUCAAGGUCUUGCAUUAAUUCACACUACCGCCGCCCAUCAACAGGCAAUAGAAUACCAAGCACAUAAUUUGUCCCAGCAAUUAGAACAAACUCAAGAAGAAAAAUCAAAUUUAAUUUCUACAUUAGUAAAGAAAACCCAAGACGUACAUCUAUUAGAAUCCACAAUUAAAAAAGUAGAAUCAGAACAUUCGUCAGUAAAAACUAAAUUAGUAAACGAAAAAACUAGGCUGCGAAGCGAAGUGGACAAACUAAAACUAAGAGAAGAACAACUCCUCGAAGAAGGAACCAGUCUACUAAAAAAGUUUACCACAACUCAAAUUGACCUAGAGAAGUUACAGAUCAGUUACAAAGCUUUAGAAACUAAAAGCAUAGAACAAGAAAUAGAAAUUGUAACGCUUCAGGCAGAACACAAAAAACUAAUUCUGGAUCAAGCAAAGAAGAAUAAGGAAAUUUCAGACUUAUCCAAAUCAGUUGAAGAAAAACUAGAAGAAAUAGAUCUUCUAAAAAAGGAACAAGUAGAACAAAAAGACAACUUAGUGAAACUACAACUAGAAAACAAUCGACUAAGACAGGAAUUAACCAUCAAUCAAUCAACUUCACAAACCCUCCAACUGAACCAGACCCGUCAAGCAGAAGAAAAUAAUCAAUUACAGACCACAAAUCAAGCUCUAGAAAACCAAUUAAGGGAAUUCAAGAGAAACAUCGCGAUCGCAGCAAGCAGCAACGAAAUUGAAAUCGCCCAACACAAUCUGGCAAUAAGUAGUAGAAAAAUAAACUUUUUAGAACUUGAAAUUGAGGAGUUAAAACAAGCCCUCCAGCAGGAAAGACAAGCAACUAAGCAAGUAGAUACCGUAGGUAGAGAAUACGACAACUUGAAGCUAGAUUUAGAAGCACUAAAGCAAGAAAACCACGCGCUAAAAACAACUCAAGCAAUAGGAAUAGACACUGUUGACAGACUCCAGAUUCAACAAAUAGAAAUGGCAGCAAACGAAGACAUGCGUGCCUUAGCAGCAGCUAUUUCCAGAAAAGAUGAAAUCUAAACUAUACCAAUCUAUAGUGGGAAUGUAAACGAUCAACCCAUAAAGGUAUGGCUACGCGAUGCAGAAGCAAUAGCCACAAUCCACGAAUGGCCCAGGGAAUCUGUAAAAAAAUUCUUAGCCACGCGGUUGAAGGGAUCAGCCUUACAGUGGUAUGUAGAACGUUUAAGAGAGUUUCCGAGAGAAACGUACAACGAAUGGAGAGUUGCGCUGAAGGAACAUUUCCAACACCCAGCAGAUAGCGCUAAACAAAAGACACAGUUAUUUUCAGUAAAACAAUCGCCAAACCAACCAGUAAGACACUUCAUUAAUAAAAUUGAACAGGCAUUCAAUUCCAUUUAUUAUGAAGAAGAGAUCGAAGAAAAGGUCCCGAUCAGCCGGUUGGAGCCGUCGAUAAACGAGAUCCGGACUAUGGAAAAUAACAGGUUCCAUCACCCACAGAGCGGUAUCAACUUGCGAACGAUACCGCACCACGGUUUCAAAAUCUAACAUCAUCUUCAGACAACAAACGCAAACAACAACAAGUGGAAGAAAGACCAAACGCGUUCGACUCCACAAGUGAACUAAAUCUACAAAAAGAAAAUACCUCACUUACCCCUCCUACUAACAAACUUAAGAAUAUCCACCAAUAUUAAUAGAAAUAGGUCGACUCUUCGGUUAAAGGUAAAAAAGGACAUGUUUAAAAAAUUCUCACACUAUCUAUCCCCAUGUAUUCCCACUUCUGAUAAAACACCCUCCUUUUAUUAACUGGCAAGCCAAUUCUUUAAAAGAGGGAGGAAUGUGAUAAGGCUAACUCCUCAUCCAGUGCAGCGAGCUGUCAAUCACCGGCACCCCUACCACGCACGGCAACGAGGCACCCAAGCAUCUACUUACCACCCACGACGCUUCCAAGGAAGUCUACAGCCCCGUAGGCAGCCACGUCCACACCUUGAGUCGCAACUCACGAUCCCGCGUUAUCUAUAAAAGACGCGCCCACGGUUGCGACGUCAAGGAGUAACACCACCGUAACUUAUACAAGUGCUUUAUUGUAUCGUGCUGUGCCAGGAGUUAAUACAUUCUUGUUAAACGAUUAUGUGCAUUAUUUAAUAUCAACUUAACAUUAUGCACACUACAAAAAGCUCAAGGUUCAGGAAAUCACACCAGGGCAAUAAUUCCCAGUGAAUAAGAAAAACGAAGAAAGGUCCAAUUCAUUUAGCCGCCAUUGUUAUUCUUCAAUCAUGAAACAAAGGGGAAAACCGUUACGUGAAUUCAGUUUUGAUAUAUUUGACCGAAAAUAGCUGAACACGUUAUCUC